Messenger RNA from Perca fluviatilis (European perch), 2541 nucleotides. Its product is annotated as cytosolic phospholipase A2 gamma-like. Gene Ontology annotation, molecular function: calcium-dependent phospholipid binding; calcium ion binding. The transcript is spliced from 14 exons. Lineage: Eukaryota; Metazoa; Chordata; Actinopteri; Perciformes; Percidae. The record is from RefSeq and is a predicted model, not a curated record. Gene Ontology annotation, cellular component: nucleoplasm; cytosol; nuclear envelope. Bases 175 to 1956 code for a protein of 593 amino acids. Gene Ontology annotation, biological process: glycerophospholipid catabolic process.
CUCCCUCCCCCCCUAGACCAAACUGCCCCUCAUUUGCUGAAUUUAUAUAAGGCACCUGUGCCAUCAUGGCUGCUUCUGGUGUUUGCUUCCUGUCAGUUACUACAUGGGACCCUUUCUGUGACCAUUUUAGGCCAGACUCUGAAGACCUUGUUGUAACAGCCUUAAGAAAAUAAGAUGAAGUUGAAGGAGAAGAAGAGGAAGGCCAAGAAAGAGGCAAGGAGGAGGAACAGGAAGAAAGCCAUCAGUCAGUCCCAGUCUCUGUGUGCUGGGGAAAAGGAGUAUGUUCACCAGAGGAAACGAGUAGUUCUGGAGUCCCUCAGCAGCCUGGGAAUCAACUGUACUACAGAUUCAGUUCCCCACAUCGCUCUGUUGGCAUCAGGUGGGGGUCAGAGGGCAUCUGUGGGUCUGCUCGGUUCCCUCUAUCAGAUGGAAAAGGAACAUCUGGUGGACAUGCUGCUCUACCUAGGAUCAGUUUCUGGGUCAACAUGGUCCAUGUCCUCCAUCUACAGCGACCCACAGUGGAGUGACAGCCCUGACAGCCUGGACACUGCAGUGUCCAGGCUGUCGGGCCCUGAGGUUCCGCUGGAGAAAGCUUUGGCCUGGUUGGAUGAGAGGGCAGAGGAGGACUACUUCUCUCUCAGCGAUGUCUGGGGGGUUUUGACCUCUGCUGGGAUCAUGAAACAGAUGGACCUACGACGUCUUUCAGAUGAGGCCAGCAGAAAAGCCACCAACCCUUACCCCAUCUACAGUGCCAUAGAGAAGUACUGCUACUUACACGGGCCCAUACAAGGGAAAUGGUUCGAGGUGACCCCGCACGAGGCUGGUUUCACAGAGUUGGGUCUCUUUGUGAAAACUUCUCUCCUGGGCAGCAAAUUUGAGAACGGAAAGCUGCUGGUGAAGGAGCCAGAGAUGGACAUGGUCAAACUACAAGGUAUUUUAGGUUCUGCGUUGGCUCUAGACCAGACGAUCAAAGACCUCAUCCCUCCCUGGCUGAAUGUGUCUGGACAGAUGGACGGCGCUGCUGAAGACUACCUGCGUGUGUACAAUGCUCUUGAUAAACUUGUAGCCCUGACCAGAAGCACCAUAAAGGAUCCUACCGCUCUGUCUGACCUGGACAAGUUGCAGAAAAUACUAGAAGACAUGCUAAAUCAUGAUAAGUCAGUGUGGCUGGAGUCCAAGAGUUUGGAGGAAAGAAAAAGUAGUUUUGGCCAGUGGAGUCUGGAGCUGAUGGCGGCAGUACAGACCUGGAGCCAGAGUCUGGAGGAUGGAGCUUUCAAAACAAAUGUCUCUCUGCUUACUAAGCAGGUUCUACCCAUGAUUAGGAAAUGGGAAUGGGGAACUACCGGAAACUUCCUCUACAAAUACCAAGAUUCCACAGUUCCACCUUACCUCCGCUCUACAGAGACAUUCCACCUGAUAGACGCCGGGCUGCUGAUUAACGUAGCCUACCCUUCAUUCCUGGGAGAAAAGAGAGACAUCGACCUCAUCAUUGCACCAGAGUACAGCGCCGGAAACAUGUUUGAGACUCUGACUCUUGCCAGAGACUACGCAGCCGAGGUGAAGAAGCCUUUCCCAGAUAUAGACUCCAAAAUCCUGGAGGAGAGAGACUGGCCAAAGGGCUGCUACGUGUUGGAGGGAAAAGAGAAGGCGCCCACCAUUGUGCACGCGCACGCACGCACGCACGCACGCAGAUUGCUCUUACCAGUGUAUCGCUGUGUGUACUUCGUCCACAGCAAUCCCCGCCAAUUGCUCCCAAAACGCCCAGUUACAGAGAAAGUGCCGUAUGCAGCGGAGUUCAAAGCAAAGAUGGAAGAUUUCUCCACCUUCCAGCGUCCCUACAGCCAGGAGAAGAUUGAGUUUGAGUUGGAGACGGCAAAAGCCAACAUAAAGAUCAACAAGGAAACUCUGCUGCGGGAGAUCAAGAAGGCUGUUCUCCGCCGACACAACAAGAUGUAGGGGGGGGGCACCGUCAGGGUAGGACCAAGGUUAUAAUCGUUAACGAAAAUGAAUGAAAUAACGAAAACUAGGUGGGAAAAACAUUGUCGUUAACUGAAAUAAAAAUAAAAACGAGGCAUUACAAAAAAUGAUAACGAAUGUAGAACGUUUUUACUAGUUGCAGCUAAAUAUAAUAAGAAUGUAAAAGGUUUCCAUAAGAGACCAAGUGUGUUUUGGUGUAUGCUUAUUGCAGUUGAGUUGUGUGCUGUCAUAGAGACGGUGGUUCCCCGAAUAUAGGAAACUCAAGUACAUUGAGUAAUAAUAACAAAUGAGGACAAGACAUAAUACAGUGGCCCCCACCCUGGCAGGUGUUAUGUUAAGAUAGCAGUCCUGGUGAGGAAGAACAGGGGGCCCAAGAAAGAGGAUAAGAGAUGAGGGGAAGGUUAGAUCGGGGCUAACGAGGUCUGACAGUCUAGAGAUACGUGGACCGGCUCUGGCUUUUUGGCUGUUGCUAGGGAAACUUAGUCUCUGCGUUCCUUGUGAUCCCACUGAUCUGUGUAUUGUAACUCUGAUGCUUGACUGAUUAAACGAAUGUAUUUGUCUUUA